This is a messenger RNA of Cuscuta campestris, 2980 nucleotides long. The record is from the annotation of a GenBank genome assembly. Lineage: Eukaryota; Viridiplantae; Streptophyta; Magnoliopsida; Solanales; Convolvulaceae.
AGUCAAACUCCCAAUUAUAAAUAUAUUGUCUAAUUCCUCUUCUCUGCGGUUAUCUUCUAGUUUGCCUUCAUUUUUCUCUUCUCUAGCAUUACAUGGGUUCCUAAUAGACCCCAAUGGAUGAUGAGAAAGAGAAAAAGUGAAGAUAGGAAGGAUAUCAAAAGUUUUAGAAGUAUCACUUGUCUCAUAGUUAACAUAAUUUUAUUGGAGAUGCGGGUUUUAACUGAAAAAAUAGGAACAAAAAUGCAAAGAUGAAGAUUGUAAACGAUUACAAGUACUAAGAGAGCAUGAAAGAGGUUAUGUGUUUUCACCUUAGAGCAUCGCCGAGAGUGUGUUGCCACCCUGUCAAAGCACACAUCCUUCCUCUAUUUAAGAUGUUGGAAGUCGAAUGAAAAAGUUUUGUUCUUUGCUAGCAUAGAUGACGUAUACUAUUACGAUGGAAUGAUGAGGCAUUGGAAGAGAAACAAAGGGGAAUACCGAAGGGGAUUAUCAUUAGGGUUAAAUGGAGAUGUUAUGUGUGGUUUUGAACAAAAUUUAAUCUUGAUGUGGGAUUGGAGUAACUCAGAGAUUGGUGAUACGAGUGAGGUGUGACCUAAUAACUAGAUUUGUGUUUUUCCACUCAUAAACUUUUAAAAUCCUUUCUAAUAAGAGUCAAGCUAAACUAAAAUCUUUUCGAUAUACUUUUCUUUUUACUGAUUGUGUAUUGUCAACCUGUGAAAGCACUCUCCUUUCUUCUAUUUGGGAUGUUGGAAGCCAAUCAGAAAAUCCAUGUUCGUUGCUAGCAUAGAUGAUGUAUGCUAUUACGAUAGAGUAUAAUUAUGAUGCAUUGGUAGAGAUAUGAGUGGGAAAUGCUAAGGAUGAUCGUCAUUACUAUUGAAGGGAGACAUCUAGUUUGUGGUUUUAAACAAAAUUUAAUCUUGAUGUGAGAUUUGAAUAAUCAAAACUCUAAAGAUUGGUUAUAAGUAGUUUGUUGUGAAAGGAAAACAUAUUCUUUGAUCUAUUUGUUUCUCUGAUAUAAGGGGGCAUGUGAUAGUAAAUUUGAAUAAUGAAGAGUUGGUGGUUUUGAAAUCUGAAGUUAGGGAGGGAUAACGUUAUACAUGUAUUGAUAGUCCAAGAGUCACUGGUCUGUGCUUUCGUAGUAUAUCGUCAUGGUUCAUUGUAAGUGGCAACAUCAAUGACAAAUAAUAUAAGAAAUCCAAUGAGGUGAGCAGUGUGAGUUGAAACCCAAGGUACCGUGCUCAUUGGCAAGUGAUAAUGACGGGCCUGUAAGGAUUUGGGCACGAGCGGUAGAUAGAACUAUAACAACACACUAAACUCAGAAGUUCAUUUUUUGUUUCCCUCGAUCGCCCACUAACCACUGAUCUUUCAUUAUGGCGUACUCCGUAUUUUUUCAACUGCUCACUUUCUAAGACCAUUGCAUCUCAGCGUCUUCAAAGUUUAGCCUCUUCCAUAGCACUGCGAUUGAAGGCUAGAAGGCCGUUGGUUUUUUGGUGGAAACCAAUGGAUAUUAUUGCUGACAUUUUCCAGGUCAAUAACGUCACACUUCAAAAACACCACCACCAUUUUAAAGUGGAUCAUAAAGUGUUUAUUACCCCAAAUGUGAAGCCACUAGAUGCAUCAUUCAAAGAUUGGUCAAUGCAAUUCAAGGCCAGGCUUGAUAUAGGGAACGAAUGGCUAUGGAUGGAUUCUUGGAGGAGGUAUUGUGGAGGCUCUUGAUGGGAUUCAUAUUGGUGAUUGCUUCUUAACGUGAUACAGACAUCAAACCACGAGAACAAUAACGUUGGUUGUGAGAGUUACAUGUCUUUCGGUUCUCUCAAGAAGAAAGGUAAGGGUGAAACCUCCCAGUGCCAAGUGAAUGAAGAAGAAUGAAAUACAUCAGUGCCUGCUGCAACUCCAUGUAAUACAUCUUUUUAAUAAGAUUCACUUGAAGGCUAAGGCUCAUAACUGCCCCUUCAUUUAAUCCUAAUAUUAUCCUAAGGUAAAAUAUUUCUUUUACUCUCUCUUUUGAAUUUUUGAACUACUCCCUCCGUCCCAGAGUAUUUGUCUACUUUUGACUUUUUUUGGUCAAAAUUGGUAAACUAUACAAAAAUAGUUUUAUUAAAUUUAUUAUAUAAAAUAUUUUCAAAAUAUUCUUUUACCUAAUUAAUAUACAAUAUAUAUUUUAUUUAAUUAUAGUUCAAAUGUUGAAAACGGUUAACUGAAAAAAGUCAAAACUACACAAAUACUUUAGGACGGAGGUAAUAUAUGCUAGAUAAAUUUAGGUUCAAUUUUGUGUCAAAUUGUUUAAAUUUUCCAUAAUGCAAUGUCUUCCCCAUUCGUAAACUCAUGUACACAAUAGGUAUAAAAGGUGUGCGCUCACACUUUUGAAAUAUAUCAAAUAGUGACUAGAAAAAAUGCUUUAGACGUUAUUGAAUUCUUUUGACAUUUACAUUUGAGAUAUUUAAUUCUUUUUUGUGUAGGACCUCAGGCGCUACCAACUCUUCUAAAACCAAUUGGUGUUAGAAGAGACGCAUACCCUAGCUUUAUAGUGUAUUCAUCACACAAGUGCCCACGACAUUUGAUUGUAACUUGGCCCACAUAGCCUCCGCCACGGGACAAUUGCUGCACACAUGGCCAACAAUCUCCCCCUCAGCAAUUGCUCCGCUGCUCGUGACCUUGGCUUUGAUACCACUUGUAGGACCUCAGGCGCUACCAACCCUUCUAAAAUCAAUUGGUGUUAGAAGAGGCGCAUACCCUAGCCUUAUAGUGUAUUCAUCACACAAGCGCCCACGACAUUCGAUUGUGACUUGGCCCACAUAGCCUCCGCCACGGGACAAUUGCUGCACACAUGGCCAACAUUUUGUUGAUUAUUUUUUUACUUAGGUCAUUUUUAAAUGGUCUUUCUUCAAAUAAAGACGGGAUUGAUUGCUACAAAAAUUGUAUUGACCGUAUAAGAUGUUUCCUUUUCUUUUUGAAAGAGAUAUGAAGAGCUCUUUGUACAUUC